AUGGAAAAGAAAAACAACCUCCAGUUCUCCAUCCGGGGCUACGAGGCGUCGGAUCGGCGUGAGGUGCUGGCGCUGCUGUCCGACGGCGUGCUGGAGCACGUGUACCCGGCCUUCUUCCGCAGCCUGGCCUACCCGGACCACGUGGGCGUGGCGCUGAGCGUGUGCGUGGCCGGCUACGUGCUGGGUGGCAGCUCCUACCUCCAGGCCCUGCUGUUUGGCGCGGCCUGGGCCGGCCUGCUCUACUACUGCUGCCACCAGGUCCACCAGGGCUACCUGCAGCGGAGGCUAGAGGCCGCCCGGGGCCAGAACGGCCUGCUGGAAGGGAGCGGCCUCUGGGUGGCCGAGACGGAGGUGGGCGGGCGCACCAGGCUGGUCGGGGCGGUGGCGGUGCGGGCGGUGAAAGGAGACCAGGGGGCUCCCGGUGGAAGGGUCGAGGACCGGACCGGAGAGGAGGAAGAGGAGGAGGAGGAAUUUGAGGAGGGGGAGGAGGAGUUGGAGCUCUACGGCGAGUUGCCCCUCAUGGUCGUGUCGUACGGCUGUCGUCGCCGGGGCCUGGGCUCCCUGCUGGCGCUGAAGGCCCUGGAGACCUGCAAGGGCCGCGGGUACACACGGCUGCUGGUGGACAGCAGCUCGCCGCAGGCCGCCGCCAACACCCUCUACCGGAAGAUGGGCUUCGUCCAGACGGCGGCCCACGGUGAGACGCACGCCAACCGCUGGAUCGCCAUGCUGGCCAGAGUGCAGGUGUUGACACUGGAGAAGUUGUUAUAG
Messenger RNA from Gadus chalcogrammus (walleye pollock), 768 nucleotides. RefSeq lists its product as uncharacterized. Gene Ontology annotation, molecular function: N-acetyltransferase activity. Bases 1 to 768 code for a protein of 255 amino acids. NCBI's taxonomy places the organism in Eukaryota, Metazoa, Chordata, Actinopteri, Gadiformes, Gadidae. The transcript is spliced from 2 exons. The record is from RefSeq and is a predicted model, not a curated record.